UGACAAUAGGGCAAGUCAGGCUGACAGAGGUACUGACGAAGCAGACAGAAGCACCAGCAAGGUGAUAUUAUUGUGCGCCGUUGUGCAUAUCGGCAACAAAGCGUUGAAUCUGCACUAUUCAGAGAUACGAUUUUGCACAGGAAAUCAGACCAGUCCUGUGACGGUUUAUCCUGCUAUACAAUUAAAGUUUCUGCUGAACGGAAUGACAGCACCAGCUAUUGCAUGCAGCGCAAUCUGAAAGGAACAACAGCAGUCACCAGAUCCCUGUGCUCCAGGCAUCUCUCCCAGGCAGAAUGAGCUCCUCUCCCCAUGGGUCCCACGGGUCUGGGUCCCGCGCCUCCAUCGACAUCCUGGAGGAGCUGCAGCUCAUUGCUGCCCAGAACCUGGAGAAGCUAGACAUCAGCAAGUACUAUGAGGUCAUCAGAGAGCUGGGUAAGGGUACCUAUGGGAAAGUGGACCUGGUCAUCCACAAAAUCAGAGGCACUAAGAUGGCUCUGAAGUUCUUGAGGAAGAAAACAACCAAACUGAAGAGCUUCUUAAGGGAGUACAGCAUCUCUCUCUACCUGUCUCCCUGCCCCUUUAUCAUCAACAUGUUCGGCAUUGCCUUUGAGACAGACGACUACUACGUCUUCGCUCAGGAGUAUGCCCUGGCAGGAGACCUCUUCGACAUCAUUCCCCCUCAGGUGGGUCUUCCAGAGACGGUGGCUAAGCGUUGUGUCCACCAGGUGGCCAUCGCCCUGGACUACCUGCACUGUAAGAAGCUAGUCCACCGGGACAUCAAGCCUGAGAACAUCCUUAUCUUUGACAAAGAGUGCCGUAAGGUCAAGCUGUCAGACUUCGGUAUGACGCGGCGUGCCGGCUCCCCAGUGAAGCGUGUCAGCGGAACCAUCCCGUACACAGCACCGGAGUUGUGCGAUGCCUCGCAGCACGAGGGCUUCUGCGUGGACUACAGCACUGACGUGUGGGCCUUCGGUGUCCUCCUCUUCUGCAUGCUCACCGGCAACUUCCCCUGGGAGAAGGCCCUGCCGUCGGACGCCUUCUACCAGGAGUUUGUGCGCUGGCAGCGGCGCCGGACGGGCGCGGUGCCCUCUCAGUGGCGGCGCUUCACAGACGAGGGGCUGCGCAUGUUCCGCAGGCUCCUGUCCAUUGAGCAGGAGCGCCGCUGCUCCGUUAAGGAGGUUUUCAGCUACUUCAACCACCACUGGAUGCUGGACAAUGAGCCGGGUAGCAGCAGCGUUGCAGGAGGAGGGUCAGUGGGUAGUGGGCCCCAGGUGGAGCUCAGCUCGUCGUCAUCUGAAGAGGAUGUGCUGGUGGACAGGCUAAAGCAGCAGAGCCUGAUAGAGCCCAUGGGCGGACACUACUCCUCCACUGGCUCCCCCUCCUCCACCAGCAGCUACGAACGUGUCUCCCGUGACAACGGAGGGACCGGACGCAUCUUGGUGGCCACGCCCAUUGAAAUCUGUGUGUAGAGAUUGGCUAUGGCACCCACAUACACACACUGUAUAAACACUAACAUACGAAGGUCAAAUAACAGAGAACGAUCUUCCUGGUUAAAGGAAGAGGUGGGAGAACAGCCUGUUACUAGAAGUAACAUAGUAAAUGUACAUCCUCGACACUGAAAUUAUUAUGAUAUGUUACUUUUUGUAUGGUUACAUAAGACAGAUGGUUACUUAAGGCAAAAACGAAAGUAGGGGGGUUGGUCGGGCAUAUAACUCGAAUGUCUAGCAACCCAAAGGUUGCAAAUUUGAAUCUCAUCAUGGACAACUCUAGCAACUUUUCAACUACUUACUACUUUUUAGCUACUUACCAUGUUA
Molecule: messenger RNA, 1814 nt
Organism: Salvelinus namaycush (lake trout)
Lineage: Eukaryota; Metazoa; Chordata; Actinopteri; Salmoniformes; Salmonidae
Product: serine/threonine-protein kinase SBK1-like
Exons: 4
Coding region: 294-1469 (391 amino acids)
Biological process (GO): peptidyl-threonine phosphorylation; peptidyl-serine phosphorylation
Molecular function (GO): ATP binding; protein serine/threonine kinase activity
Source: RefSeq, a predicted model, not a curated record